This is a messenger RNA of Linum tenue, 1484 nucleotides long. The record is from the annotation of a GenBank genome assembly. Lineage: Eukaryota; Viridiplantae; Streptophyta; Magnoliopsida; Malpighiales; Linaceae.
AAAAAAAAAAAAACAACACCAAAAAAGAAAUAUUAUUAUUUAUUCUGGCUCACCUUCAUUCAUCGACAUCAAUCAUCAUUCAUUCUAGCAGAGCCAAUCCCAAUCCGAAUCCCAGCUCACUCCCUCCCAUUACUUCCCGAUUGGCGGGUUUCUGCAGCUCACCGCUUUCCUUUUAUAGCUUCUCUUUUGCCCCCUCCUUUCUAUUUUGGAUCUGGAGAACAGGAGAUAGAGAGAAACCCAAAAUAAUACAACACCCAAAAGAAGAAGGAGGAGAGGGGGAAGAUUUGAUUGAUCCUCUUCCUCCCUCUUUUGCUUAGUUUCUCGGAUAACUUAGCUAGGGUUUCUGGUUGCUGCGGUUUCUUCACUGCCCCAAAUCUCGCCAGUCUAAAUUUGGCAAAAGAGAUUUAAAAAAAAUGGCUCCAAUUUCCCUCCGAUAACCGUCUGUCCGUCUCCCCUUCCUUUACCCUCUUUUCCCCUCUGGGUAGAAGGUAGUAUUAAAUCCCAUCCCAUCCCAUCCCAUCGCAGCCCCAAAUUAAAAAUGGCGAGGGAGAAGAUACAGAUCAAGAAGAUCGACAACGCCACGGCCAGGCAGGUGACCUUUUCCAAGCGGAGGAGGGGACUUUUCAAGAAAGCCCAGGAGCUCUCUGUGCUCUGCGAUGCUGACGUGGCCCUCAUCAUCUUCUCCUCCACUGGCAAGCUCUUUCACUACUCCAGCUCCAGCAUGAAGGAAAUACUGGAGAGGCACAACUUGCACUCCAAGAACCUCGAGAAACUAGAACAGCCGUCACUGGAGCUGCAGUUGGUGGAGAACAGCAACUUCACUCGGCUGAGCAAGGAAGUCGCCGAGAAAACGCGCCAACUCAGGCAAAUGAGGGGAGAAGAUCUAAAUGGAUUAAACAUUGAAGAACUGCAGCAUCUGGAGAAGUCUCUCGAGUCUGGCUUGACCCGCGUCAUGGAAAAGAAGGGUGAUAAAAUUACGAAUGACAUCAAUGAGCUUCAAAGAAAGGGAAUGCAACUGAUGGAAGAGAAUGCGCGCCUAAGACAUCAGGUAGAAGAGAUGACCAAUGGCGGCAGACCUGCCGCAGAAGCAGCGACGAUGGAGGCGGAGGCGGCGGUCGUGACGGCAGAUUCAGAGAACGUGGCGUAUGAGGACGGGCAAUCAUCAGAAUCUGUUACAAACGUCUGCAACUCAAAUGGCGCCCCUCCUCACGACUAUGAAAGCUCCGACACUUCCCUCAAAUUGGGGUUGCCGUAUUCGGGCUAGACUGUUGUUGUAUUAUGACGUGGAUGAUGAAUGAUCAAGCUAAUUAACUUACCAAGAGAAUGGUCGGUCGGUCGGUCGGUCCAAUUGUUCCUGAGCCUCAAUCGUGUGUGUAUUAAUUUAUUCCAAUUUGAUCAAUGCAAGACAUGCAUUGCAUGAUGUAUAAUAUUGUAUAUCGGUGUGAUGAUUACAUGAUCAAACCACCACUCUUUAUAUAUAUAUA